Messenger RNA from Rattus norvegicus (Norway rat), 1488 nucleotides. RefSeq names its product cytochrome P450, family 2, subfamily b, polypeptide 14 (gene Cyp2b14). Gene Ontology annotation, molecular function: monooxygenase activity; heme binding; iron ion binding. Gene Ontology annotation, cellular component: endoplasmic reticulum membrane. The record is from RefSeq and is a predicted model, not a curated record. NCBI's taxonomy places the organism in Eukaryota, Metazoa, Chordata, Mammalia, Rodentia, Muridae.
AUGGAACUCGGUGUCUUCCUCCUCCUCACUUUCACUGUGGGCUUCUUGCUAUUAUUAGCCAGCCAAAAUCGGCCAAAGACCCAUGGCCACUUACCACCAGGACCUCGUCCCCUGCCCUUCUUGGGGAACCUCUUACAGAUGAACAGAAGAGGCCUUCUGCGUUCUUUCAUGCAGCUUCAAGAAAAAUAUGGAGAUGUGUUCACAGUACACCUGGGACCAAGGCCCGUGGUCAUAUUGUGUGGGACAGACACCAUAAGAGAGGCUCUGGUGGACCAAGCUGAAGCGUUCUCUGGUCGGGGAACAGUUGCUGUGCUCCAUCCAGUUGUACAGGGAUAUGGUGUGAUCUUUGCCAAUGGGGAACGUUGGAAGAUCCUUCGGCGAUUCUCUCUGGUCACCAUGAGAAACUUCGGGAUGGGAAAGCGCAGUGUAGAGGAGAGGAUAAAGGAAGAGGCCCAGUGUUUGGUGGAGGAACUGAAGAAAUACAAGGGAGCCCUCCUGAACCCCACCUCCAUCUUCCAGUCCAUCGCAGCAAACAUCAUAUGCUCCAUUGUCUUUGGAGAGCGCUUUGACUACAAAGACCACCAGUUCCUGCGUCUGCUGGAUCUGAUCUAUCAGACAUUUUCCCUUAUGGGCUCCUUGUCCAGCCAGGUGUUUGAGCUUUUCUCUGGCUUCCUGAAAUACUUUCCCGGUGUCCACAAACAAAUCUCCAAAAACCUACAAGAAAUCCUCAACUACAUUGACCACAGUGUGGAGAAGCACAGGGCCACCUUGGACCCCAACACUCCACGAGACUUCAUCGAUACCUACCUUCUGCACAUGGAGAAGGAGAAGUCCAACCAUCACACAGAGUUCCAUCACCAGAACCUUGUGAUCUCUGUGCUCUCUCUCUUCUUUGCUGGCACCGAGACGACCAGCACCACGCUCCGUUACAGCUUCCUGAUCAUGCUCAAGUACCCCCACGUCGCAGAGAAAGUCCAAAAGGAGAUUGAUCAGGUGAUCAGCUCACACCGGCUACCAACCCUUGAUGAUCGUAUCAAAAUGCCAUACACUGAUGCAGUCAUCCACGAGAUUCAGAGAUUUGCAGAUCUUGCCCCAAUUGGUUUACCACACAGAGUCACCAAAGACACCAUGUUCCGAGGGUACCUGCUCCCCAAGAACACUGAGGUUUACCCCAUCCUGAGUUCAGCUCUCCAUGACCCACGGUACUUUGACCACCCAGACACCUUCAAUCCUGAGCACUUCCUGGAUGCCAAUGGGACACUGAAGAAGAGUGAAGCUUUUCUGCCCUUCUCCACAGGAAAGCGCACUUGCCUUGGAGAAGGCAUUGCCCGAAAUGAAUUGUUCAUUUUCUUCACCGCCCUCCUCCAGAACUUCUCUUUGGCAAGCCCUGUGGCUCCUGAGGACAUUGACCUCACUCCCAUUAACAGUGGUGCAGGCAAAAUACCCUCACCAUACCAGAUAAACUUCUUGUCCCGCUGUGUGGGUUGA